AUGUAUGAAUUGGAACUGAGUAGAAAAUGGAUUCUUACCGGUACGCCAAUUGUCAACCGAUUAGAUGAUUUGUAUUCAUUGGCAAAAUUUUUGGAGCUCGAUCCCUGGAGCAAUUUUUCAUAUUGGAAGACUUUUGUAACGUUACCAUUUGAAGACAAGAAAGUUUCUCAAGCAUUAGACGUCAUUAAAUCUAUUCUAGAACCGAUAUUCUUGCGAAGAACGAAACUGCAAAAGAAAGAUGGGAAACCAUUAGUCGAAUUACCAUCAAAGGAAGUUGUUAUUGAGGAAAUUAAAUUUAAUGAUGAUGAAGAAAAACUAUACCAAUGGUUUAAGGACAGGGCAUAUCAUUCAUUUGCUGAGGGGAUGAAAUCUGGUCAAUUGUUGCGUCGAUACACCCAAAUAUUAACGCAUAUUUUGAGGCUUAGGCAGGUAUGCUGUCAUGUUGACUUGAUUGGAGGAGCUCAUGAAAUGGAUGACGAGGUGAUUGACAACGAGGAAGACGAGGAUAUGAGGAAGUUUUUGCAAUCUAUGAAAGCGACACAUGUAAAGUAUACCAACGAUACUGAAGUAAAACAAACGAUGUACAAGUUGUAUGAUAAGAUUCAAGAGGAGAACGAGUGCUCGAUAUGUACUCAAAUUCCCAUUGCAUACCAUGAAAUGACGGUCACUCCGUGUGGACAUACUUUUUGUUUGUCAUGUAUCUUGGAACAUUUAGAUUUCCAAAGCGAAUUGAGUAAAGAAAAAUUGUGCCCCAAUUGCCGGGCGCCCAUAUCCAAAUAUCAAUUAUUUCGAAUUAGAAAACAAAACACAAGUGGUAAGAUGAUCAGAUUUCAUACAAAGGAAGAAUCCGAGGAUCGAGACUUCCAAUUGUAUUUAUACGACCCCAAUAGGUCAUCAUCUAAAAUCCAAGCAUUAAUUCGUCACUUGAAGAAUUUACAUUCACAGGUUCCAAAUCUGAAGGCAGUUGUUUUCUCCCAAUUUCUGUCAUAUUUAGAUAUUAUUGAGACAGAAUUGAAACUAGCGAGUGAUGAUUUUAUUGUUUUUAAGUUUGAUGGUAGGUUGAAUAUGAAUGAUAGAUCUAAAUUAUUGGAAUCAUUCAAUAAACCAUUGACAAAUGGUAAAAUUGCAAUUUUGUUGUUAUCAUUAAGAGCUGGUGGAGUGGGAUUGAAUCUAACUACAGCUUCGCGUGCAUUUAUGAUGGACCCCUGGUGGUCUCCAAGUGUAGAAGACCAAGCGAUUGAUAGAAUUCACAGAAUUGGACAAAAUGAAACUGUCAAGGUUGUGAGGUUUAUUAUGGAGAACAGUAUUGAAACAAAGAUGCUCAAGAUCCAGGAUCUUAAGAAACAAAUCGGUGAAGCUGUUGCUGCUGAAGAAGAAGAGAGACGUCAAAGAAGAAUUGAAGAAAUUCAAAUUCUUUUUGAGGAAUAA
Candida tropicalis MYA-3404 is the source of this 1428-nucleotide messenger RNA. RefSeq names its product DNA helicase. Gene Ontology annotation, molecular function: ATP-dependent chromatin remodeler activity; ATP binding. NCBI's taxonomy places the organism in Eukaryota, Fungi, Ascomycota, Pichiomycetes, Serinales, Debaryomycetaceae. The record is from RefSeq and is a predicted model, not a curated record. The transcript has a single exon. Bases 1 to 1428 code for a protein of 475 amino acids.